UCUCUUUUGUACCUUUUGCUUUCUAUUCCCUCCCUUCCCUCCAUCUCUUCUCUCUCUCCCUCUCUCUUCUCUCUUCCUCCUUGAUCCCUAACCUAAUUGGCUGCUGCUGAUCUUGAAUACUUCUUUGCUGACCAGAUUUCACCUCUAAAUCCAGAGAAGAUCUUCUAAAUCUAGUGACCCUAUUCUUCAUUUUGAUCUCUGUGUAUUUGUAGAUCAGCUGUGAGUGAAAAGCUUGUUGCCAAGGCUUCUGAUUCUAACUUUGAAGGAAAGAAGGAUCAAGGAGAGGAGGAGAAGAAGAAGAUAAGAGAAGGGUUUUCUUUUUUUUCUAUUUGGGGUUCAUUUAGAGGUGAAGAUGACUCCAGCAAAUCUAUCAGGUCAGUUUGGGGAUACUACUUACACCAAAGUGUUUGUUGGGGGUCUUGCUUGGGAAACCCAGAAGGAGACUAUGAAGAAAUAUUUUGAACAGUUUGGUGAGAUUUUGGAAGCUGUAGUGAUUACAGAUAAGAAUACCGGGAGAUCCAAAGGCUAUGGAUUUGUAACUUUUCGAGAACCAGAAGCUGCCAUGAGAGCCUGUGUGGAUGCUGCUCCUAUGAUAGAUGGAAGAAGAGCUAACUGCAAUCUUGCUUCCUUAGGUGUUCAGAGAUCCAGACCCUCUACACCACAACAUGGAGGAGGCAGGAACUUUAGGGUGAUGAACUCUUUUCACAGUGGGCUUCAAGGUGGAGUGGGAACAGCUUUUCCUUCUGCAGCAACCUUCCCUCAUUAUGCCAUCCAACAAGGCAUUCCUUAUAAUGUGUAUGGGUACUCUCCUUACUCGCCGGAUUAUACUUAUCCAACGAGUUACUACGGUUUAUAUGGAGGAGGUGCAGCAACACAGUACCCAAUGUACGGUGCAGGUGCCGGAGGAAUGGUCACCGGUGCUGCAUUCUACCCUUAUCUCCAAUUUGGUGGCCAGAGCAAUGGCGGAGCUGCUGCUGCCGCCACCACCGCCACCGCUGGUGCUUAUACCGGAGGCCAGGGAUAUGGUGUCCAGUACCCACACCAUCUCUUCCAGUACUCACCCAUUACCUCAACUGGAUUCCCUCAUCACUACGGUGGACCGAUGUCCCUUGCUCCUACUCCACCCUCUCAAGCAGUGUGUUUUACUCUACAACAGGCGUGACCAUGGCUCUUACAGCAGCUCCAACUACUACUGUUCAUGCCCCAACACCUCAACCCUACAGACUUGUUCCUACCCAUUUCACUCCAACAGCAUCUGAGCAACCUUCGGCUUAACCAUGGUUUUGAGGCUCUUUCUCCUUUCAUCCUCUUUUCUCUCUUUCUCUUUCUCUCCACCACCAUCUCCAGUACUUCUCUUUUCUAUUCUCUACUGCAAGCCCAGGUGUGGAAAACUUAGGGUUUGUCAGAAAAAUUAGUCCCACAUCGGGACUAAACCCACAAUGGAGGAGAGCCCCUCCAACAUCCCUAGUGCAUGUCAUGUGAAAACGAGUUCAUUUCAUUUUGCUCAAGAUAGGGCUAUGU
Telopea speciosissima is the source of this 1521-nucleotide messenger RNA. RefSeq names its product RNA-binding protein 24-B-like. Lineage: Eukaryota; Viridiplantae; Streptophyta; Magnoliopsida; Proteales; Proteaceae. The transcript has 6 exons. Bases 353 to 1162 code for a protein of 269 amino acids. The record is from RefSeq and is a predicted model, not a curated record. Gene Ontology annotation, molecular function: RNA binding.